This is a messenger RNA of Hibiscus syriacus, 1490 nucleotides long. RefSeq names its product putative lipid phosphate phosphatase 3, chloroplastic. Gene Ontology annotation, biological process: phospholipid metabolic process. The transcript has 9 exons. The record is from RefSeq and is a predicted model, not a curated record. Bases 248 to 1198 code for a protein of 316 amino acids. Gene Ontology annotation, molecular function: phosphatidate phosphatase activity. NCBI's taxonomy places the organism in Eukaryota, Viridiplantae, Streptophyta, Magnoliopsida, Malvales, Malvaceae.
GAUAUAUGUUUAUUCUUACUGUACAAAACCCAGUUAUUUUCUGCAUCUGUUCUGGGUGCUGCUGUGUUUUUUUAAUUAGUUUUUGGCCCAUGGCUUCCUGGAACUCGGCUUUUCUUUUAUGGUUUAAGAAUUUCAGGGUAUUUUUCAGGAUUUAUCAAGCAAGAGGGUGGAGAAUUCUGCAAGUGCUAGUCAUUGUUUGUCAUCCCUUGACCUUCCAUUGAUAGAACAGGGGAAUAAAGAGUACAAAAUGCAAGAAGUCCAUCUUGGUUCACAUACUAUAAGGUCCCAUGGUGCAGCAGUUGCAAGGACACACAUGCAUGAUUGGCUUAUUCUUCUGUUGCUUGUGGUGAUAGAGGUUGUCCUCUAUAUUAUUCAUCCAUUUUAUCGUUUUGUUGGGAAGGAUAUGAUGGAAGAUCUAAGAUACCCCUUGAAAAGUAAUACGGUUCCUGUUUGGGCUGUGCCGAUGUAUGCAAUUCUGUUGCCAAUGCUGAUUUUUGUCAUUGUGUACAUCCGUAGGAGGGAUGUUUAUGAUCUUCAUCAUGCGGUACUAGGCCUCUUAUUCUCUGUUCUAGUGACGGCUGUUAUUACUGAGUCGAUAAAAAAUGCUGUUGGACGGCCUCGGCCGGACUUCUUUUGGCGCUGUUUUCCAGAUGGAAAGAUGCAUAUGAUAAAUGGGGAAAUGUCAUCUGUCAUGGCGAUAAAAAUGUCAUUAAGGAAGGGCAUAAAAGCUUUCCAAGUGGACACACCUCUGGGUCCUUUUGCUGGUCUGGGGUUUCUUUCACUUUACUUGUCAGGAAAAAUCAAAGUAUUUGACCGCAGAGGACAUGUUGCAAAACUAUGCGUUGUUUUUCUCCCUUUGUUGGUUGCAUCGCUUGUGGGCAUUUCUCGAGUCGAUGAUUAUUGGCACCACUGGCAGGAUGUCUUUGCUGGAGGUCUCUUAGGGCUCGUAGUGUCUACAUUUUGCUAUUUGCAGUUCUUCCCACCACCAUAUGAUGCGAAUGGUUGGGGGACUUUUGCAUAUUUUCGAGUAUUGGAGGAGUCGAUUGCAAAUACAACAAACACAGCCAAUGCUGGGAAUCUUGCAGGAGAGAGUCAGAUUUUGAACCAACAAGGACAGAGCGAUAAUGGAUUUAUGGGAAUGCAUUUAGCACGUGAAGCGAAUUCAACGAUGGGAGAUAUGGAAUCAGGGAAGAGCUAGCUCGGUGAGUUUGAUGUAUGUAAAUGAGGAAUAGGUAUAUAUGCACAUCUCUUGAGCUGGAUAGGCAUAGCUAUACUUUUGUAUAGCUAAUAACAAUAAAGUAGCAGAGCUUUCCUUGUGUUUCUCCUAUUGACUAGAUGUGAUGCGAGUACUGAACAGACUGAAAAAAUCAAAAACAAAAAUUCCCCGUUAUGCCUUUUGUUUUGUUAAAAUAAAUAGAAACCCAACAUGCCUUUUCACUCUUCAAGGACAAAUAUUCUAAAACAGGCAGUUGGAUCCUCUUAUUCCAUUC